This is a messenger RNA of Ostrea edulis (European flat oyster), 1101 nucleotides long. Its product is annotated as putative nuclease HARBI1. The coding region runs from base 115 to 1101 and encodes 328 amino acids. Lineage: Eukaryota; Metazoa; Mollusca; Bivalvia; Ostreida; Ostreidae. The transcript is spliced from 3 exons. The record is from RefSeq and is a predicted model, not a curated record.
AAAACUCAAAUAUUUGGAUUUCUCAAAAAAAUCUAAGAUCGGUUUAUAACUCAGCUGAGAUUAAAUCUUGAGAUACCUUCUUAGUAGUCUCAAAUCUUAUCUUACCUCUCAAAUAUGGCGAUCAACAACAGAUCACAACGUCGUCGCCGCCGGCAUCGUCAGCGUAUAGCGUAUAACAGACUCGUGGAUCGCGAAAAUCCAUUAGAAAAUUUGUGUGAAGUAGAGGUGUUUAAGAGGUACCGAUUUAGGCCUGAUACAGUUCUUUAUAUCACUGGUUUGCUCGCCCCUUCUCUUACACACGAAACUCUGAGGAGUUGCGCUCUACCACCCCUUCUUCAAGUCCUCGUAACACUGAGGUUUUUAGCGACUGGUGGGUUUUACUCGCUGAUUUCGGACACCUUUUCCUCUAUUUCCCCACCUUCCAUAUGCAGAGCAGUAAGAGACGUGUGCCGUGGUUUGUGCUGGGUGGCAAGGCAAUUUAUCAACAUGCCGACAGGUCCAAGAAUGGUACAAGUGAAACAAGAAUUUUUUGCCAUUGCAGGUUUCCCAAAUGUUCUGGGAUGUGUUGAUGGGACCUUCAUCAAACUACAAGCACCAUCACAGAAUGAACCAGACUAUGUGAAUAGGAAAGGAUAUCAUUCUCUUAAUGUGCAGGUAUUCUGUGCUUUUAACAUUAGCAUAUUCAUGGAUCAUAUUCGAUUUCACAACACAACACAGUAUGGACAAUACAAAGGUUUCCUUCUUGGUGACUCAGGAUACCCCUGCAAGCCCUAUCUUAUGACGCCAUAUCCUGUUCCCUCUACUCCAGCAGAAGUCAAAUUCAACAACUGCCAUGCUAAAACAAGAGUUCUCAUUGAACAGACUUUUGGAAUUCUUAAGAAACGAUUUUCAUGUUUGUCCACUGGCCUACGCACAACUCCAGACAAGGCAUGUAGUAUCACUUUGGCCUGUGCAGUCUUGCACAACAUUGGUAUUGAAAGAAAUGAUAUCUUAGAUGUAGACGAAUUAUUUGUAAACCAGGAGGAUGUUAGUUUUGAUGUUGGGGAUCAAAGAGAUGGCAAACAUGUUAGGGAUUAUAUUUGUCAGGCAUUUUUUUCUUGA